CAUGAAGGACUUCAGCCAGUGCUGUAAAUUUAUUCUUACUCUCGGGAUUUCAGACACUUCUAACGGACUGAUAACCAUGGCACAGUGAUGGCAGAGACACAGCAGGAUUUUAACAUUGGGAAGAUGCUGAUGGGCAAAAAUGAAUCUUGGCUGUCUAAUUUCUCCUCUGCUGCCUCCUCCUUUGUGAAAGGAGGUGGCAACUGGGCAGGGAUCGGCUUCCAGGAGGUGGUCAUUGGGCUGAUACUAACCCUCAUUGACUUGAUCACUCUUCUGGGAAAUACAAUAGUCUUCAUCUGCCCAGUGGUGGAAAAGAGGCUGCGCACCGUCACCUAUAUGUUUAUCAUGUCCUUAGCCAUGGCAGAUUUCCUCGUAGCUUGUCUGGUCAUGCCCUUUAGUAUUAUUUACGAGGUGACGGGGAUGUGGUUGUUUGGGAAGCUGUUCUGCAAAGUCUGGAUCUCCUUUGACGUCAUGUUCUGCACUGCGUCCAUCGUCACGUUGUGCUUCAUUAGCCUGGACAGAUACUGCUCCGUGGUGACACCAUACCACUAUUCCAGAAGGAUGUCCCGAGGCAGAUGCAUCGUGAUGACCUGCAUGGUCUGGGUGUACUCCUCCCUCAUUUCCUUCCUUCCUGUCAUGCAAGGCUGGAACGAGAUCCCUGGGGUGGACUUUGAUGCGGGCAGGGAAUGCAUCUUUGUCACCAACUGGAUUUUUGCCAUCGUGGCUUCUGCUCUGGCAUUUUUCGUCCCCUUCAUGGUCAUGUGCAGCAUGUAUUUCUUCAUCUACCGAGCUUCACGGCUCAAGGCCACGCGUAUCAUGUCUCAGACUCUGGAGAUUCACUAUCACCCCAACAGCAAGCGGCAGAACCAUCUGCAGCUGGAGAACAAGGCCACACGGACCAUUAGCAUUAUCAUUUCAGUCUUUGUGCUCUGCUGGCUGCCGUACUUUGUCCUGAAUGUCUGGCUUGCUGCCAGAGGCACCGACUCCACCAGCACGGUCUUGGUUGACACCUUCAAGAUCAUCACUUGGUUAGGGUACUGCAAUUCCACCAUCAACCCAAUGCUCUAUGCCUUCCUGAACCGGGACUUCCAACGGGCCCUGAAGAAGCUGCUCGUUUGCAGGCACAGGUCUCAGGUGGACAUUGGAGAAGACAUGGUUUCCAUAGCCACCUUCUCCAAGACUGCUCCAGACCUAGAAUAUAGCAUCACGGUGCCAGUGCCCAAUGGUGCCCUGAAGGGCAAACCCAAGUAAUAGGGACUCAGAAUCAGUUGGUGGAGGUGGUGGUACAGAAAGUGCCAGAGCACAUCCUAAUGGGGAAAAAAAAAUGGGUAGGAAAACAGGGGAAGGAAGGCCUGGAAUAUUACAGCUGGGGCAAAUGACAGGUCCAUUUCUUCAUCUUCCACAGUUCUAUUAAGGAGGAACUUUGAUAUUUUAGGCAUAAUUUGUUAGAACUAAUGGAGCUAAUUCCUUCCUGGGUAAUUAUUUUUUUAAUGAGCAUUUCCUAAGACAAAAUCAAUCUUCAUGCUGGAGAAAAAAAUCAGUUAUGAUAACACGAACUUGUCUUUGUGACAUCCUGCUGAUCUGCAAUGUAAGGUGGGACAGUAUUUCUUUCUUAUCAAGCCAUUGUAGCUCUCAUCUUGCCACUUACAUUACAGAUUUGAGCAGUUUUAAUAACUCCACGUGUGUCAGUCUGUGCAUGUGACUUAGGAGGGUUGUGGUCAAAGAGCAGAGGUCACUUCUUUACAGAGGCGCCAUUCUGCUGUCUGGGCUGCUGCUCAGGGUUCAACUCACUUGCUUCUGAAAUAUUGAAAGGUUCAGGGCUUUCAUUGGCUUUCUGAAAUUAUCUGUGAGUUUCCUUAUUAAUUCUGGAAUGGAAUUUCCCGUGUGGCAGACCUCGGGAGAUGGGAAAGACUUGCUCUUACAGCAAGAGCACUGAGUGCCCAGGGGUUCGCAGGGGACUACAGGUGACCAAAACCAGCCAAAGAGGGGAUGUGAAGAAGAAUUAUUAUUUACUUGUGUGUUUUGCAAUGUGAUGUCUGUGCCUUGAAGCUAUGAGUGUAGCUAUAGAGCACUGCUGGACCAUGCAGCCAUGAAAAAAUGAUGACUAAUGGGAUUGAUUAUUUUUACCAAGUGCUUGUCUGGACUUCAAACAGCAUCGGCUCCCUGCAGGAGGGCCAUGGAACACCUCUCUGAAGGAUUACCCCGAAAAGGCAGGACUGCUCUGAACAUCUCUGCAGCAUCUGAACAGUGAGUAAAAGGAGGAGCUGAGUCCUCGGGAUCACAGCUUUUCUGUAGCAUGUCUGGUGACUCCUCAGACAACACUUAUCACUCCCCCCUGGCACAGCUCUGGUGAGGUCUCAUGCUCUUAGACCAAUCUUCUAUGGAUAUGAAACACCUCAAUGAUGGCUUUAAAACUGAAGUUUCCUGGGUGCUCAAUCACCUCCUUGGGACAGGCAAGGCUUCUGCAGCCUGGGAAGUGGAGCAAACACAGCAGAAAGACAGCCAGGGCUAACACUUAAUGCUGAAACUACUGCUCUGAGGCACUCAGGGGUAAUAGUCCUGAGUCCUUCUGCUCUUCCAGUUCAAAGGUAGCAGAGGAGGACUGUCCUCAGAGGUGUCAGAAAAAGCAAGUAACUACAGCUCAGAGCAGCUCAGCUACUGAAGACACUGGUACAAGGGUCAGCAGUUCUCUCUCCUUAAGAGCCUGGUAGAAGAAACAGCCCUGACCAGGGGUUGCAAUGCUGGUACUCCUGUCAAAUGACCCGCUCUGGGCUGGGUGUCCCAGCUCCUACGACUCCAGUACCACCACGGAAGCGAUCUCUUACUUACCCAGCAAGCUGACUUUUACAAGCUUCAAAAAAACCCCAACAAACCCAAAAAAACAAUAAUGGAGCACAUCAGUGGUAAGCACAGUAGCUGGACCCAUCCGCCUAGGAGAUUUAAGGUAAGAAA
This is a messenger RNA of Calidris pugnax (ruff), 2949 nucleotides long. RefSeq names its product octopamine receptor-like. Gene Ontology annotation, biological process: adenylate cyclase-activating adrenergic receptor signaling pathway. The transcript is spliced from 5 exons. Gene Ontology annotation, cellular component: membrane. Bases 88 to 1248 code for a protein of 386 amino acids. The record is from RefSeq and is a predicted model, not a curated record. Gene Ontology annotation, molecular function: neuropeptide Y receptor activity. Lineage: Eukaryota; Metazoa; Chordata; Aves; Charadriiformes; Scolopacidae.